AUGGCGCUGUCCACGCCAAAUCAGCAGGAAACGCGAUCAAUAGGUAUCCAGUGCAUCAGAAGCUACCUGUGCUAUGAAAACUGUAAGCUACUCCCUGAAGAGGAAUUUAGAUUCUAUACGGGCAUAACACAACAGGUCUUUGAGUUCUUGUAUGAAUUUCUCGGUGGUGAUGAGGUAUGUGCCAGACUGAAGUAUGACUACAUGAAGAAGACACCGAAAAGAUCACAAUUUCAAGGAGACUUGUUCCCUAAAGACAAAUUGUUUAUGACCCUUCUACGGAUACGAAGAGGAUUCACAUUAAAUGACCUAAAGGUCAUGUUUAAAAUUAGUGAAUCACAUGCCAGCAAAAUAUGCUACACAUGGAUUAGGUUGAUGAGCUUGGAAUUCAGAAAAUUAGAAAAAUCCAUGUUUGUGAGCAGAGAAAACCAAGAUGGUCGCAGACCAAAAUGCUUCAAAGAUUUUAAGAAUCUAAGAGUCAUUAUUGAUGGCACUGAAUUCCGAAUUCAGAAACCCACCAACCAGCAGCAAUCAAGUAACAGUUUCUCAGACUAUAAAAACUACCACACAAUCAAAUUCCUUGUUGGAAUUUCAUGCUAUGGUGGAUUAUCCUUCAUCAGUGAAGGAUUUGAGGGUAGUAUAAGUGAUCGGAAACUUAUAGAAGACAGUGGUUUCAUGGAUCAUUUGGAACCACAUGAUGGAGUCAUGUCUGAUAAAGGUUUUGAUAUGGAGGACAAAUGUGAUGAGAGGGAAGUUGAUUUGUACAUCCCAUCUUUCCUUGGCAGGCGAGAUGCUUUUACAGGAAGAGAGCUCCUCUAUUCAAGAGCUAUAGCUGUAUCAAGAAUUUUUGUAGAGAUCUUUAUUGGCAAAAUCAAAGAAUUUAGAUUAGUGAGGUACCUUAUCCCUAACUCAAUGCUUCCCGUAGCAAGUGAUUUAGUUAGAGUUUGUGCAUUCCUUGUUAAUUUUCAGAAUGCAUUCAUAAAGAUAGAUGAAUAUGAUACUUCAGAAUUAUAG
Messenger RNA from Frankliniella occidentalis (western flower thrips), 1011 nucleotides. RefSeq lists its product as uncharacterized. The coding region runs from base 1 to 1011 and encodes 336 amino acids. NCBI's taxonomy places the organism in Eukaryota, Metazoa, Arthropoda, Insecta, Thysanoptera, Thripidae. The transcript has 2 exons. The record is from RefSeq and is a predicted model, not a curated record.